Molecule: messenger RNA, 3785 nt
Organism: Cryptomeria japonica (Japanese cedar)
Lineage: Eukaryota; Viridiplantae; Streptophyta; Pinopsida; Cupressales; Cupressaceae
Exons: 10
Coding region: 244-2955 (903 amino acids)
Source: RefSeq, a predicted model, not a curated record
ACGUCAAUUGACGGAACGGAGUUUUCGGCCGCAUUUUGAUUUGCUUUGAAAGGCGACGUGCAUUUGCGCUUCGCCUUCUGUACGGUGUCAGAUAGAAGAGACAAAAACGAGAAAAAGCAGAGGCCGAUUAAGCGCUUUGUAAUAAUCUACUACGGAAACAAGAUUGCUGUGUAAUCUCCACAGCCAUUUCUAUAGAUCGCCCUGAGUUGGUGGCCUCAGCAAGACUUGAUCUCGAGACCUCAGAUGUUGACUGAUAUGGGACAAGUUUAUUGUGAACUACCUGCAGAGAAUCUCUCUGAUCAAAGUGAUAUCCAGAUUGAGCCUGCCUCCCAGCUUCUUGAUCAUGGUUCAAUCUCAUUUGGUAGAUUUUCAAUCGAAUCACUAGCGUGGGAGAAAUGGUCAUCCUUUUCACAGAAUAGAUGUCUGGAGGAGGUGCAAAGAUGCUCAGCACCAGGCUCAGUUGCCAAGAAGAAAGCUUACUUUGAAGCUUACUACAAGAGAAUUGCAGCCCAGAAGGCUUUGCAAGAGCAGGAGGAGCUCGCUCAAAAAGCUUCACAUGAAGCAUCUCAGCAAGCAUUGCAAGGGCAAGAGCAGUCAGAUUGGCAUUUUGAGGAUGAAAACAACUCCGAUAAAAGUUAUAACCAUCAUUUUUAUGAAGAUGUAUCUGGUCUGCAAACUCCUGAACAAAAUGGCUUCAUUAGUGAAGACCCCACUAUACAAUCUCAUGACAAUGCUACAUAUUUUCAAACUUCUGAACAGUUAAAUGAAGAGGUUGCUGUUACUAGCUCUAUUAAUUUUGAUGGCUCGUCCACAGCUCAUAAUCACGAAGAUGCAACUGUUUUACAUACUUGUAAACAAGAAAAUGAUGGCAACUUUGUAAACUGUGACAAUAUAUUGCAAGUUUCAAACAAAAUAUGUGCAUCUUCUGACAUGAUUGGAACAUUUGACAAUGAGAUUGCUAAUGAAGAAAUUGGAGAAGAGGCAAACCAGCUUGUUCAUUCACUAUCAGAUGAGUUCCAGCAUGAAGAAUUGCUUGGCGAGGAUCUAUAUUUGAAGAAUGAGACACAAGUACAGGAAGACAGUGAUAGAGUUGCAUUUGAAAGCCAAACUGAUGCUCUGAUACUGACUGCAGUGACUGAAAAUGGAAUAGCUACACCAGUAAAGCAUCAUAUUGAAGAAUUAGGAAGAACAGAUGAGAUUUCAGAGGAAGUUGAGGAGAAGGUGGCUUCUGAAGGAAGUGGGAAUAAAAUGACAUUUGACCCCAAACCUCUGUUACUAAAUGGAGCAACGAAACCAGGGGUAUUUGAACCAAAAGAACAUGAUAUCCAGGAAAUAGAAAGAAGAGAUGGAGUCUUUGAAGAAAUAGAGGAGAAGAAGAUAGUUUCUAUACACGCUAAUGUAGUUUCAAAGAAAUCAAAACAGUCAAAAGAGUCCACUCUCAAGGAGUCUGCUGCUUCUUGCAAGCCGAAGAUAACAAAGGAUCAUAAACUACAUUCUCCAAUAAAGGUGUCGGUGAAUUCACCUCAGAUAUCAAAAAGUCAAGUUUUAUCUGGGUUGAGGUCAACUGGAAAUUCUACACCUCGGGUAUCAAAAAGCCAGAUUGCAACUGGGCUUAUCUCAGGCAAUUUGACAUCUCGAAUGUCAAGAAGUCAGAUGUUAUCUGGAGUGACCUCAGGAAAUUUCACACCUCGAAGGUCACAGACUGGGCUUCCAUCUGGGUCAACAUCCUCAGGAAAGGCUAUCCCAAGGACCUUGCCAAAAACAGAGAGUGUUAUUGUUUCAAAGGGUAAUAAGAUUGGAGGAGAUAAGCGAGAGGGAGAUAGAUCUACUAAUUGUGUGAAUAAGCUGCCAAAUAUGAGAGCAUCACAAUCAAAUUUUACUGUUCCUCGACCAUUUUCUCUUGCGACAGACAAAAGAGCUUCAAAAACUCAAAAUGAUACGGAUAAGGAAAGUUCAAAGCCAGCAGCCAAGGUUCUUCAAAAUAGAAUAAACGUUCCAAGAAGUGGGAAAACCGAGGUCUCUUCUAAUAAAGCAUCAAAAUUACCUGUUACGAAGGACUUUCAUUUGGAAGAUGGAAGGACUCACAGAGCGCCAAAAAUUCCUGUAGUGAACAAUUGUAAUAAAGAAAAGCAGGCUAAAGACCAAGGGGGCUCAACUAUAUCAGAGUGCAGCUCAUCUCUUGGUAUUGUCAAGCCAAAACCAAGUCCUAAUGUGGGAGGAACAACAUUUAGCUUCAGAAGUAAUGAAAGAGCAGUAAAGAGACAAGAGUUUUAUACGAAAUUGGGAGAGAAGAUGAGUGCCAAGGAAGCAGAGAAGAACCAGUUGCAAGCAAAGACACAGGAAGAAAAGGAGGCUGAAUUAAUAAAAUUGCGGAAGAACUUAAAAUUCAAAGCCACUCCAAUGCCCAACUUCUAUCAUGAAGGAGUUCCUCCUAUGGCAGAAAUAAAAAAGAUUCCACCAACUUCUGCAACGUCUCCAAGGUUUGGAAGGAAGAAUACAGACCGUGGGACAAAUUUGAGUAAGUCUCUCCAGGUUUUUAAGACUGUGCCUGAUCAAGAGAACAAGAACAGCGGCUUGGGAGAGAAACACAUUUAUAUGUCAGGUGUAAAUAGAGACGCUUUGCCAGCUACCAAUAGCAGUUCAUUGUCUAAGAAGGUACCAAGCUCUUCAAAGUCCCAAAUGAAGAAGGAACUAAGACACGUUCUUUUUAAUGAUUUAAGUAAAACAGAAGGUAAAAAUCAUUCUGAAGGAAAAACUUCCUUAAAAAAAUCUGAAGCUGAUGGUGUGAAAUUAGUAAGUACCAAUUUAACGGAAGAUCCAUAUCCUUCUAGAGAAAGCAGUGUGCCUGCCUUGAGUAGAGAAGCCAAAAAGACUGGUAUGGACAGCUUUAAUACAAUUCCCAAAGUUCUGAAUGCAUCUCAGGAUAUGGAUUCAACUGAAGAUUCACAAAUUUGAAAGGUGCAAAAUGGAUGAACAGUGCAGCAAGGAUAAAGAAAACAAUAAUAUCCAUACCAUUUUGAAGAGUUCCUUUCUUCAGAAAGAGCAUAGAAACAUUCAUUAACCUUCGCUCGUAGUAUUGAGUGGCAAAGGAAUGCAAGCCAAUCGUCGAUUCUUCACAAAGGUCUCAGAUGUUUAGAUGGACUGGAAUAUGUUAAGCCAGAGCUCAAGGUAACUCUAUAGUGACAUUUUCCUUUAGGUAUACAGACUGUCUCUUUGUCUGGAUAGAGGCUAUAAUCAAUACGUGAGAAGUUUUGAGACCACACUUAUUUGGUGAGACCUGGUACUCAUGGGAAUUUAUCUCUACGUAUUCUCAUACAUGCAAGGACAAUAGUAGAUAUGAUUAUGGGAUUUGGUAACUGGCUUACUAGUGUGUCAUACAGUGGGUUAUGUAUCAGAUCACUGCCAUUUGAAAUGCUGUUAGUCUACUCAUGAGCUUUAGCUGUGAUGGGCCUUACAAAAAGGGUCAUUUUCUGUCGAAUGCAGGUCAUAUUCUCAAAGAUCUUUUACCUUAUAGUUGCCAAGCUCUAUUUGUCUUUCAUUGCUGUAGGCAUAUCUGUUCAAUAGCAAAGACAUUUGUAUAUUAUUAUUAUUGAAUAUUGGCUUGGAAUUUGGGGGAAUAUGUUUUCUCUUAUAGCUGGUAAACUCAAAAGGGCUUUAAAAUUAUAAAAGUGCCGAUGUUGAGUUUAUCUUUAUCAACAUGUAUCAUGUUUGUAUGUUUUCUUCUGUGACUUUUAACAAUAUGUUAUUUUCUUGUUGAGUACGUUAAUUUAGAAGCAUAUUAAACA